This is a messenger RNA of Babesia bigemina, 4032 nucleotides long. RefSeq lists its product as hypothetical. The transcript has a single exon. NCBI's taxonomy places the organism in Eukaryota, Apicomplexa, Aconoidasida, Piroplasmida, Babesiidae. Bases 1 to 4032 code for a protein of 1343 amino acids. The record is from RefSeq and is a predicted model, not a curated record.
AUGGUUACGGCAGCGAUGACACUCACAGGGUUGGUUACGCAGGUUGAAGGACAUUUUAAGGUUUUGAAAGAGAAGGCAGGUGGAGGCGCCAGAAGCCCAGGUUUACUGCAGGAUUGGGGAAAUAUCAAAGAAGGAAUCAAAGAGUUGGUCAAUCGUGAAAUCGUCGGUGGAGAUCAAGGUCUAACGGCAAUAGUGAAAGGGGUGGAAAAGUUUGGUAAGAAUUUCGAUGGCAAGAUGGGUGAAGGCGGAAUGGAAGAUAAGAAGUUCCAAGGCGUGCUACAAGACUGGUUGGAAGAUAUUCUUGAGAGCGGUCCUGUAAAAAUGUACAUUGAAGCAUGUGGGCAGUAUGUUACCAAUAACAGUGGCGAGUUUAAGUCGCCAUAUGGUGUGGCGGGGCAAAGUGAAUUGAUGCAGAAGCUCACUAAGGGAAUAACAAACGCGAUUGAGGCACAAAUUGGUACUUCUGAAAUCGAAGUGGCUCAAAAUUUCAUUAAUGCCGCGGAAGGAGUGAAAAACAGCAUUGAAGCUUAUGUUACCGGUGUACAAGCUGUUUGCAAGGCAUUUGCCGAACGGCUAGAAAUUGAACUAACGGCUACUGAGCUUGAUGGAUUCUUAGAUAAGAUUGUCAUGGCGAUGGAGAAAGACCUUGUGGUGAAGACAUCCCCAACACAUAAUUCAGACACUAAAGCUUACUUUAAAGCUGCCGUUAAUAUAAUCUUGCACCAACUGGUUGGUGUGGCGAGAGGGGUUGGCGACGAAAUUCAACAAUUCAUGUCUAUGUCCAAACUCGGCAACGUUGAGUCAGCGAUUACCAAUGCGAGCGAUGUUGUUAAUAGGUUGGGAGGCGAUACGAGUUCCGGCAGUGUUGGAAAGAACUUUAAUCAAUCGUUGUGGGACGUUAAGGAGAAAAUAGGCGAACUCAAUCCAAUACUGAAAGAAGAUGGCGGCUCUCUGAAAUCCCAAAUUAACGACAUCACAGUGGAGAUAACUACCAAAGCUAUUACCGAGAUGUCCACUAAAAUUACUGAUACUCUCAAGUUGCUCACACGCACAAUAUCUGAUGCCGCUUUUUUCGCAAACAAAAAAUUAGAGAACCUUAAAAAUUUUAAGGUUGGAAAAACUCCCAAUAAAGGUGAACUCCAGGAACUUCAACACUCCUUCAACGAUUUGCAACGUCCGGUCGCAGUAGCCCUGGAUGCUGCCAAAAAAUUCCUCGGAAGUGUGGAUCACUCCGGUACCGCCACCAUCCAGGCACUAGGAAGAGACGUCGAUUCACAAGUGGAGAGCGCUAAGAAAGCUCUAAUUACUGAGGCAAGAGAACAGUACGUCACAUCUCUACAGGGUCUGCUCGUGGCCUUCUCAACGAAGGCUGAGACGGAAUUACAUCCGCUGCCUGGCUUGAUAACUAAGGAGUUGGACUUGGGCGUUAAAGGGUUCAUGAAUAAAAUAGAAAAGUAUUUCAUUGGAACUGACAAAGGAAUUAAAGUCAUUAGGGACAUCAAGACCACCCACUCUCGUCCAGAGAAGUCUCCACUCAGCCAGGCAGCUGAGAGAGCAUACAACGCUUCCAGACGUUUAUGUCAUUAUUUGAAGUCACAGACGGACUUCAUAUCAGACUUUCAAAAAUACGAGCCCUUGCACAACUCUCUUCUAACUUUGCUUGAUGGACUUAAAACUUCCGAACAUUUCAAUCACCAAUUUAGAGAUAACUUAGACACAGUUAAGAAUACUCUCGACCAACUCGCUCCUCGGCAAUUCGGCACAUCUUCGACGGUCAUGUUACAAGCCCUGAAAGGGGGAAUUGCUGCUUUGGUCGACGCACUUGACAAAACCUACGUGAGCAGUUACUCCGGGAGACAAUGGCAAGAGGCAGAACUGGGACACUACGCGAAAAUCUGUUGGACCAUCACGCCCAUCUUAUAUCAAGAAUUAACUACUCUAAAGCAUGGCCUUGAAUAUGAGAACUGGAAUGAUCACAAAAUCUAUCACCGAGCUGAUAGCAACUCCAGCCUCCACGCUCUCUUCUUCCGCGACAAUGGGUAUGACGUGCAUCGUCCUCCAAACGCUGAACAUGGCGAACUAAAUCACAAACGUGACUUUAAUGGUAGCAACAUUCUCAAACACCUUACCAAUGCACAUGAACUGUUCAGUCAACGCUCAUCUCCCGUCAUCGGCAUCCCUCAAUCGACAUCCGGGUCGGACGAGCUAGGUGUAACCGUCGCGGAGGAAAGCGGUCUCAUCCGAAAACUCUAUGAUCUCUUAAAAACGUACUUCCGUGUAUGCCACCUUACGCUUGUCAACAAACCCAAGGCUCCGUGCUCCGUUUACGAAAUUCUCGUCUGGUGCAACGGCCUGCAGUUCAACCCCGUAUACGAGAAGCUCAAGGCGCAAGUUCAAUCUGAGUUCAUGAAGGACGACAAAGAACGGCCGGGUACUAAAACGCUGCAACCCUUCGAUGCGCACCCGUCUGACUUUGAACACACGCAUAUUUACGAAGCGCUCUACAAGGUCUCAUCUGACUCCCACGCCGUCCUCACUGCUAUCCUCGGCCACGGUCACAAGGACGGAAUUUACGCCUGUGAGUUCUCCAGCAACUCUCUUAAAUUAGAUUACCCUAGCAACAUGAUUCAAUUGCUGUGUACGUUGUUCGACCUGCUCAAGCGCCUCUACCACCAGCUGUACUUCCUGCUGCAACAGUGUAAGCACAAUGCUCAGCUAAGCGGCUGGAGUGACUGUCACUACGGCAGGUACAUCGGUGGGUCGGGCUGGCAGUGCAACACAAAGCAAUGCCCUAAGCAAGACUGCGACCAAAGGCACGACCAAAGUGGCAACCAAAGGGGUGGCCAAUAUCCCAGCUGCGGCGUCAAGUCGCCACUGCAAUCGUUCUUGGAGGACGGUUUGAAGGGCCACCUGCCGCAUUCGGUAACGGCUAGGGGAUCCAGUCUGUCAUGUGGCACGUGUGGUGGUACACCUGGUAUGCCGUGCAGAACGCCAAUGGGCUUCGCCGACAUCGGUGCCACUGCGUCGCAUACGAUGAUUGGCCAGGAUAUAUGCGAGGUGCUUUACGAUUUCUGUGGGAGUGCGAAAUCGCCUCUCACUAGACUGUGCGGUUACCUCAACUGCCUUUUGCCUAGUGCGCCGAAAACGCUGGCUGACAUGUUCAGCUUCUACUAUCAUCUCACCGAUCGCUGGGGUAUGAGUGGUAACGGACACAAGAGAGAGGCAUUUGAGGACAAAGUCAACGCUGCCAAUUUCGGGCGUCCUUAUGGUGAGUUGAAAGUCUACCACUUAUUUACCCCUAGUCACUCAGCAUUGAAGAAGGGGCAUUCCGAUGGUAGCCUGGGCAGUCUCGUUUGCUCAUCGAAAUACUCCGUCGUAUGCGGUCCUUAUCUGCGUCCGAUCACUCACGCCAUCUACGAGACGUUCUCGUCGAAACACGCCGAUAAAUAUUUGUCGUGGAUUGUCUAUCUAACGGCGACGUUCUACGAUCUGCUUAAGCAAUUGUACGAUGAGUGCAAUUCCAAAUGCGGUUCCAGGGGAUCGAAUUGCCAUGAAAAGGCGUGCAUCAAAGAGUGUCCUACUACAUCCAAACAUGAUCCGCCACGAUAUCACGAUCGCAACUGCAAAUCCAUUGUACAGUGCAAUUACACGCUGCCGACAUUGGCGAAGUACGGUUUUGUUCUCGGCGAUCCAGAGAGGCUGAACGGAAGCGCAGGCAUUGAGAAGAAACGCACGUGCAGAGAUUUCUGCUAUGUAUUUGCGGAGGCAUUUGAGAAGGACUCACAUCUUGUGCAGUUUUUCAAAGCCAUUGAUAAAUUCAUGUUCACCAUCCGCGCACCUUUCUUGUGGAUGAACGUCGCGCUCUGGUCACUGUCCCUCUUCUACCUCAUUUGCGUAAUGGUUGGCAGACUGGAUGUGCUCCACAUACGCUCACACCUGCGAACACCGUCGUCGCACAAGAUAACGGCGCAAUCGCUGUUGGCGGCAGCGCAAGUCGGAAGGCUUGCCAAGAUAUCGUAUCUACAACCGUAA